CCUCCACCAGUCGCAAGACCAACGCGGUAUAGCCCGUCUUAACUUCCUGUUCGAAAACAUUGCCCCUUUAAGAAGUCGGCACGACCGACGAAGGCGGGGCUACAGUGUAUCCCUUUUUGUUCCUCCUCGAACGUUCUGUCCCACUCGCACCUUCCCUGACCUUCUGCUGAUCGAACGUUUCGUUCCAUUCACACUUUUUUCUCAUUUUCGGCGUUCUGCUGAUCGGACGUUCCAUCCCCAUUCACACUCUCCCACCCGCAGAACCGAGAGUCCUCGUGUCUGUAGCAGCCGCUUGCAAGCUGCCGCUGGGUCGCUUCCGCCAAGCGGAGCGGAUGAAAUGAGGCGCUUCUGCAGCGGCAGCCGGUGGCUGGUGCCGGCGGCCUCCCUGGCUCUCGGGUUGGGCUUGGGCGCCGGCUUGUCCAAGAGAGGGAGGCAGCCGAGCCAGCUGGGAGCGGAGGCGGAGGGGCUCCUCUCACGGCUGCCGGUCGUGCCGGUGGUUGCCGCCGCCACCACAACUUCGGAUUUGGCUGCCCGAGGCGGCGUUGGCGACUCGGGGGAUCUGGCCAAGUACGGCUUGCCGGGGCUGUCCCUGCUGCGGACCCGGGAGUCCUACGUGCUGUGCUACGACCCGCGAGCUCGUAGCGCCCUCUGGGUGGUGGAGCAGCUAAACCCGGCCACGCUGAGCGGCUCCUCGGACCGCGCUGCCUGCGACUUCCGUUCCGACGACUCGAUUCACGAGUACCACCGCGCCACCAACGCGGAUUACAAGGGCAGCGGCUUUGACCGGGGACAUCUGGCGGCCGCCGCCAACCACCGCUGGAGCCAGAAGGCCAUGGGGGACACGUUCUACUUGAGCAACGUCGCCCCCCAGGUAAGGGAGAGUGUACUGGAUUGGCUUGUUUGAAGGCAGCGAGCGAGCUGUUUUCCCCGGGCGCUCAAGUCCCUCUGUUAAUGGUUGGAAAGUUGGUCUUGUCCCCCACCCUAAGCUGUGGCAAUUGCACUCUGCAUAGCCUCAGAGGCACUUCUUAAUUUGAUAUCGAGGAAAUAAAGAGAAUGCCUGUUCAUGAGACCAAAGGCAGACCUACAUUUGGGGGCCCCAUAAGCUUUAAUUGUUAUGGGGGGCCCUUUGCAAGAAGCAGUUAUGUCUGGGUAGCCAUUGUUAGUUUCUUCAGUGGGAUUGUUCCAUGACAAUCACCAGUUGUGUUUUUGAUUUUUACUACAUCUCAGAUUUUGAUUAAAAUUGCCCAACUGGAUUAUCUCAUGUCAAAGUCACAGAAGUGAAUAAAAAUUUCCUAUGCCUUACAGUUUUUGAGUUGUGUGACUCAAAUUAGGUCUACUAGACCUAAUAUUUUUAAAGCAAUGUGAACUAAAGUCACUUCUGGGUCACCUCUGGGAUUAGGUGCCCCACGGAGACUUUUAAAAGGUGAGCAUAGAGUUAAACAUAGCACCACACACAUAAAGGCUGCUAUGGAGUCAGGUCAGUGAGUUCAGUGCUGUCUACUCUGACUGGCAGCAGCUUAUUUGGGGCUUCCAGCAAGGGACACUCCCAGCCUUUCCCAGGAUUGAAUCUGGGACCUUCUGCAUGCCAGGCACAUGUUCUAACCAAUGAGCAACAGUCUCCCCCCCUUACCACCUUGUGGUUCUGCAACAUUUGGACCACACCUAGCCUUUUAACUGCUUCAUUAUCAUCCUCACUUCAGCUACUGAACACAACAUUUAUUUUGCUUCUAGAAUCCUCAUCUGAAUCAGAAUGCCUGGAAUAACCUGGAGAAAUACUGCAGGAGCCUAACUAAAUACAACAAGAAUGUUUAUGUCUGUACAGGACCACUUUUUCUACCCAGGUAAUUAAUAAAAACCAAAACAACUUACAGACUUUCCCCUCUGGUUUACUCUGCCAACAUCCCCCACCCCGCAAUCACAGUUAUUAUUUUAUGAAAUAAUAAAAUAUCAAUUUUGUUAAAUAAAAAUUAUAAUAUUGUUUCACAUUUUUGUAAAAGGGGUGCUGGAAUUACCCCACAUCAUGGCUUCUAACCUCCGCCCCCCCCCCCGAUUUCCCCAUACAGGAUGGAGGCAGAUGGGAAGAUGUACGUGAAAUACCAGGUGAUUGGGAAGAGCCACGUGGCCGUCCCCACACACUUCUUCAAGGUGCUCAUCCUGGAGAAGUCAAGUGGGGAGAUAGAGUUGCGCUCCUACGUCAUGCCAAACAGCCCUGUCAAUGACAAGAUCCCUCUGGAGAAUUUCCUGGUCCCCAUCGAGAGCAUUGAGCGGGCCUCUGGCCUCCUCUUCGUCCCCAACAUCCUUAAGAGGACUAGCAAGUUGAAAGCAAUCUCUGCUGGAAGCAACUUGAAAGCAAUCACAGCUGGAAGCACCACCUAAGGAAGUGAUUCCUGAGACCUUGCAAACAGACACUUGCCAGGCGGUAGGAUCUGCCCAAGUAGUCAGUAGCUAUCCCAGCUCCAACAAGCAACUCUCUCUUUCUCAGCACUCUCAAGGAACAGUACCUGCUUCUCUCUAAAGACAAGAGGCAGUGAUGGCCACUAACUUGGAUUGCUUUCCUCUGCUUGCUGUAAAGGGGAAACUUGGGGCAGAUGGGGCUUGUCAACCUGGGAAGGGAGCCCAUCUAGGAGAAGGAAUCUCUGCUGCCUUGUGGGAUGUCUUCAGGAGAAGAAAAUGCUAAGGAGUAAACCCUAUACAAAUCCAGAGUGCGCCUCCUUCUGGCAACUCCUGCAGCCAAGCUGGUACCAAACAAAUUGCUCUGCUUUCCUUUGGACCACACCAGCAAGGCCGAGACAGGGGUCUUGCCAUCUGGGCAGCCCAGGACAGCCCAGACAUGCCCUCCAAGGAGGUCACUUCGGUGCUGCUUAAGCAAUGAUGAGUUACUGGUCUCUGCAGCCACAGCUGGCACUGUGAGUCUCCAGUAGUAUGACUUCACCCCUGGAGGUGCCAUCCAUUGUAUUUUGAGAAAGAUGGGAGCCAAUAACAAGUAUUCGUAAAAACCACUUAGCUGAAAGCCACUUCUGCAGUUUCCCCUCCUUUCUCACUGGAAGCUCCGCCACUCCCCAAGAGGGUGUCAGCAGGGGCACAGGGCUUUAUCAGUUGUGGCUUCUCAGCUGUGGAAUGUUCCUCCCCAGUGAGGUCUGCCUGGCACCAUCAUUAACAUUAUUUUGGCGUCAGGUGAAAACUCCUCUCUCCUAGACAUUUGCAGGAUUAGGAUGGUUUUGUUGCUGGUACAUUUUUUUGCUGCUGUUUUAUAGGAUGUAUUUGUUCUGAUUUUGCUUUACGCUAUUAAAAAUUAUGCAAGUUCA
This is a messenger RNA of Podarcis lilfordi (Lilford's wall lizard), 3305 nucleotides long. Lineage: Eukaryota; Metazoa; Chordata; Lepidosauria; Squamata; Lacertidae. The record is from the annotation of a GenBank genome assembly.